Messenger RNA from Monodelphis domestica (gray short-tailed opossum), 6083 nucleotides. It is a transcript of the gene SSUH2, whose product is annotated as ssu-2 homolog. NCBI's taxonomy places the organism in Eukaryota, Metazoa, Chordata, Mammalia, Didelphimorphia, Didelphidae. The record is from RefSeq and is a predicted model, not a curated record. Gene Ontology annotation, molecular function: heat shock protein binding.
AUCUAUAUCUUAACAUUUAGUUAAGUGCUUUACAUGUAUAGCAUAUCCAUUUUACAGAUGUUAAAACUAAGGUUGAGAAGUUAAUUGACUUUCCUAUGGCCACACAGCUAGUAUGAUCUAAGGGAACUCAAAGUUCAACCCUGUGUCCAUUAUAGUACUCGUCAGAUUCUUAAUAUUUUAGAGGUAGAAAUACCAAAAGUUGGCAACUGGUUGGAUUUGGUGUUGGGGAGAGAGAAUAGUCACAAUGAAUGCUAAUACUUGAACUUCAGUGCCUGGAGAAUAGUGAUGUCAUUAAUUAAAAUGGGGAGGCUAGUCCAGAAGGCUGGAUUAGAAGGGAAGAUGAUAAGUUUUGUUUUGGGCUUGCUGAUUUUGGAAAGUCAACAGAGGAACCAGAUGGAGAUAGGUCAGAACUGGAGAUAAAGAUUUGUGAGUCAUAUGAAUAGAAGUGAUAAUUGGAGUCAUUCAAAUGGGUGAGAUCACCAAGGGAGAGAGCUUAGAGAGAAGAGAAGAACAGUUUUUCCAUGUGUGACAAUCCACAUGAUAUUAAUGGAAGUAUUGAUGAAAAUAUCAUGGAAUCACUGAAUUAGAUGGAGCUUUACCUAUCAUUGAAUCCAAUUUUUAACCCCAGGAAUUCCUCAUACACCAAGCUUGACACCUUGGGCAGGUAUCUUCAUAAGGAAGUCUCCUCCAUUUUGAGGCAGUUCCAUUAAGGGGAAAAUUGCUGCUUAUAAAUUAAGCUGAAUUCAGUCUCCUUGAACAUUUAUUAAUUCAUUGAUUUGAUUCAAGUUUUCUAGAGCAUCAAAGAACAAGUUAUUUCCUUCUUCCACAUAAUAAAUAACUCAAGAUAUUUUAAGCCAGUUAUUUACCACAAGGCUUCUCUCUUCCAGGCUAAACAUUCCUGGUUCCUUCAAUUGUUUCUUGUAUUAGGCUUUCCAGACAUAUUUCUAUCAUGGUUAGCCUCUUCUGGAUAAACUCCAGCUCAUCAAUACACCUCUUAAAUUGUGGAUUCUUGUAAUAGAUCAUAACUAUCCUAGUGUAUUCAUUCAUUCAGUCAUUAGUUUUUAAAAAAUCUUACCUUCCUUCUUAGAAUUGGUAUUAUGUAUUGGUUCCAAUGCAGAAGAGUGAUAAGGCCUAGGUAAUGGAGGUUAAGUGACUUGUCCAGGGUCACACAGUUAGGGAGUGUCUGAGGACAGAUUUGGACCCAGAACUUCCCAUCUCUGUGCCUGGCUCUCAAUCCACUGUUGUCUAGUUGCCCCCAAGCCAUUAGUUUUAAGGGGAAUGAUGAUAAAAAUGUUUAUCCCAUAAUACUUGGCUAAUAGAGAACAUCUAAAGGAAUAUAAAUGAAGUGAAAUAUCAUUUAUUAAGUGCUUCCUGUGGACAAAGCACUGGGCUCAAUUCCGAGUAUGCAAAUUAAAAAAGCAAGAUCAGUCCCUGCUCUCAAGAAGCUCAUAUUCUAAUGAGGGAAACCAUAGAGACAGGAGUUGUCAGCUGCAAAGCAGAUGGAAAGGCCCCAUGGUCCUUCGGGUAUAGCAGCAAAGCAGAUGCUAAUGUAUCUUUUUAAUGCUAUUUCUAUGAUAAAACUAUGUUAGUUUGGAGGUAAUUAUUAUUUGACGGUGUUAAGAAUAUCCUUUUUUUGGCCAACAGUGACUACAGCUCUCGAGGAGGUAGGGGCUCUCGUCAUUUAGGGGCAAGGUCACCACCAGGCCCAGUGAGAUGAGCGUGUCCUUUUUCUUGGACACCCUACUUUUUAUCAAUACUAUCCAUGUUUUGGGACCAUCACAGCAUGCUGUCAUUUCACUGAACCUUCAGUUCAUUACUUUUGCUUUUUAACUUCCUCUUCUCUCGUCUUUUUUAUGUAAUGAGUUUCAGACAAACCUGAUGAGGUCAUUUCUCCACCAAGGCAGGUUCCUGGGUCAUAACUAUGGGAGAUGGGUUGGAAGCAGGGCUAAUGGACUAGAGCGCAUUGUCAGACCUGGGCUUUGGGGCUUACCUGCUCAUCUAUGGCAACUGGAGAUCCAUUGUCCCACUGAGCGCCUUGUCACUUUACCUAGGUUGGCUUUCCUGUCAGUCCUUGCAAGUUGUGGUCAUCGUUGGUGGUGGGGAUAGUGGCCCUCUGCUUCACAGGGGUUAAAAGAGUUGGACGUGACUGAAAGCAGCCGAGUCACAACCAAAAUAAUAAAUAAUGGCUCAGGUCACAAUUGAAUACUGAUGACCCUAAAACAGCCAUGGUAGACCUGGGAGUAGCCAAGUGAGUGGUAUCCAUUCAUUCGUACAUUCAGAAGACAUUUUUUAGGUGUCUCAUAUCCAAUUCACUAUGAAGGGUUCUGGGGAGCCAUAGAGAUGAUAAGAGAUGAUUUCAUGAAGCUCAUCUUUAGUAGGGGAGAGCUAAGCCAUAUGUUCAAAAAUGGGUAAUUAGAAAUGAUAAAUUCAUAUAAAGAAUAUAGCAUACUAAGAGAUGAGAUGAGUGAGAUGUAAUUGUCCGCUGGGGAUAGACUAGGAUGAAAAUGAACUCUGUCCUAGACACUGUGCUUGUAUUAACAACGCCGGUGCUUUAAGGCAAUUGUGUCGCACCAUUGACUCAUUGGACCUUUAGUUCAUUAUCUGCAUGUUUUAAAGGACUUUCUCUCUCUCUGUUUUUCACAUAGUAAAUUGCAGGCAAACAUUUUUGCCUUUCAGAAUGCAGUAAAGAGGUAAUGAUUUCAUCUUGCUGUAGUUAAACUGCAGAUAUGCUCGUACAUAUUUAUAUUAGCCUUCACAUAUAUAAGCAUCUAUCUAUAUUUAGUCUUGUUGCUAUGGAUACAGAGAUAAGAAGGCUGGACAUGAUGGCUUUCAUGUAUACGCUUUUAAACUUCCAUCCAUCAUUCUAGCUGCCAUUGUUUUCCCUCUCAAUGUUGACACAAUAAUGAGAUUGAGAAGAAUAACAGCUAGUUUUAAGUAGUUUAUUUAGCUAACCAAUCAUGGAGACCCAUUAACGGGAAUUAAGUCACCCUGCAAUAUUUAAGGUAUUUGCCUUCAAAUUAUUGUUUUUUUUAUUAUCAUUAUUGCAGUUGCUAUUUUAAAAACAUGUAGUGAAAACAGAAUAAGAUAAUUUUUACCCAGCAGCUUGAGCCAUGUUCUAGAUGGCAACAGCUUGCUGCAAACAUUAGGCAAAUAAAAUGCUGGCCUGGGUUUCUCAAAUCAAUCACCGUCCGGCAGUCACUAAACCUUCCCCAUGGUGUUAGAGUAGGCUCUAGAAGGUAAAGUAGAAAAUUCAGGCCACGAUAGAUCAACUGUGCUGUUUGGGGGAAUCACGUCCUUGGAACAAAGUUAGGCAAGAAGAUCUCUGAAUUGUCUUCUAUUCAUAUGAUUCUAAGACUUAGAGUUGAAAGAGGUUAGUGCCAUUGUGCUCAGCCUUGGUCAUGCCCUAUCUGGAAUGCUGUGUUUUCUAUGAUGCCAGAGCUUAAUGAAGGCAUUGAUAAAUCAUAGCAUUCAAUGAAGGGUGACAAGCAAGAUGAGCUUCAGGAACAUGACAGGCAGUUCUUGGUUGAAGCAAUUGAGUAUGUUUAAAUUAGGCAAAAGAAGACUUACAGGGGAAAUGCAUGUUUUCUUUAAAUAUUUGAAUUCCUCUAGCCAUGAUUGAAUAAAUGAAUGAAUUAAUAAAUUCAUACAGCAUUUAUUAAGUUCUCAUUAGUUCUUAUUCUUUGUUAAGCCCUCUGAUAGAUUCUAGGAGUUCUAAUCCCCCCAAUAAAUGCCCUUGGGGGGCUUUCAUUCUAAUAGGAGGAAAGAAUACAUGUAAGGUAGGGAUGGCAUAGCAGCCUAAGUUUGCUCCCAUUCAGCCAUCCCCAUCAAGACAACUCAAUAUUUUUAGGAAAAUUCCCAAGGUGAUUAUUCACAUACAGUCUUGUACAAUUCCUUCUAUUGGUAUUCUGGACUCUUUUUCCUAUCCUUUACUAUUAUAUAUAAGGAAGAAAUGUGAAUUAGGAAUGGCACAGAAGUCUUUCUAAUCCUGACCUAGACACAAACCUUGGACAACUCAUUUCCUUUUUCUGGACUCAUUUCCCCAUAUGUAAAAUGGAGUCAGCUACUCUGACCUUUAAGUUCUACCUCUGAGACUCCAUGUCUUAUCUCCCCCAUUCGAUUACAAAAAUAGCUGACAUUUAUGUAGUGCUUUAAAAUUGGAAAAGGGCUUUAAGAAUAUUUUCUCAUGGGAAUCUCAUAACAACAUUGUGAUGUCAGCACUGUAUAUAUUUUUGUACCCAUUUUAUGGAUGAGGAAAUGGAAGAUCACAUUAGACUUAUUCAUGAUCACACAGCUAAUAUCUGUUAAAGGUGGACUUUAAAAGCCAAGCCUCUCCUGAUUCCAAAUCCAGCCUACUAUUCAACAUUGCUUCUUCUUUGGAGCACAGACUGUUUCUUUAAUUACUUUUUUGUUCCCAUUCCCUAGGGUCUCGUGGUGUAGGGCUUUGCCCAGUGUAGGGGCUCCAUAAAUAUGUGUUAAUGGCAUAGGAAACAGCUUUGGACUGAAUUAUAGUUGGAGAGUUUUUUUUAAUGUUUUUCUUUGCUGUAUUCAAAUUGGGUAACAAUAGGCAACUUGGGACUUCCAAAGUGUCCGGCUCUGACUUUUGAAUGGGAGGGGCCUCGUGGAUGGUCUUUCCCAACCCGUGCCUUGGCACUGUCAGAGAAACUUGUAUUCUGUGACUGAUACUGUCUUCAUCUGAUGUCUUGGCCAUGGAUGGAGAACAGAAUGAAGAAGACAGUAUCAUGGACCUCAGCUAUGAGGUUGAUAGUCCCCUGGCUCCUCCUGUUGAACUUUUGGAACAACUGGCACAUUAUGACUGGUCUUUUCAAGAUGGCGGCCAAACACAGAGCUCCUCGCCUUCAGUAUUCCUGAGGAAACUUAGUGAUCAGAGGGGUCAGACAGUAUUUUUGCAACACAGCAUUCCCAUCAUGACAGAGGAGAUGGCCCGGAAUGCCCUCCUGAGCUUUGUGAAUUCCAGGUGUUGCUAUGGUAACCGAGCAGCUGGGGAGCUGGUCAUUCAGGAUUUGAGGCAGCAGAUGCUCUACAGAUAUCGACUGGAGACCUUUAGUGAAUCCAGGUUAAGUGAAUGGACAUUCCAACCUUAUACUAAUCACUCAGUAGAUGGCCCGAAGAAAGGAACAUCUCCCAGGCCGUGGGACAUCAAAGUGCAUGUCCCUCCCAUGUUUCAAGAGGAGACUAAGAAGUUUCAAGUACCACACUCCUCCUUAGUCAAGGAUUGCCACAAAUGCCAGGGACGAGGACGGUACAAAUGCAGUGGAUGCCAUGGGGCUGGCACGAUGAGGUGUGCCUCUUGCAGUGGAGCCAAACGCAAGGCUAAGCAGUCUCGGAGGUGCCAGGUGUGCUCUGGUUCUGGGCGGAAGAGGUGCAGCACCUGUUCAGGUAGGGGUAAUAAAACCUGUGCAACAUGUAAGGGAGAGAAAAAGUUAUUGCACUUCAUCCAGCUGGUCAUCACAUGGAAAAACAGCCUAUUUGAGUUUGUCACUGAGCACCAUAUGAACUUUCCAGAGGAGUUGUUGGCUAAAGUCAGAGGAGAAAAUAUAUUUAAGGAUGAAAAUGUUAUGGUAUAUCCUAUUGUUGACUUCCCCAAGCAGGAGAUCUCUUUAGCUUCCCAGAGAGGCAUCGCUGAGCACAGUACUGCUUUGGCUGGAAGGUCUCGUGUUCUUCAGCAGCGCCAGACUGUUGAGCUGAUCCCACUCACAGAAGUCCAGUAUUGGUACCAAGGGAAGUCUUACCUCUAUUACAUCUAUGGCCUGGAGAACAAGGUGUAUGCAGCAGACUAUCCGGAGAGAUAUUGCUGUGGCUGUACUAUCAUAUGACAACUGGCCAGGACUCUUUCUGAAGAAGAAAAACAAGGGGAUGAAAUGCACGCCAGUCAAGGAAGAAGAGACAAGGAUUAGGGUUUGAGUGCUCUGGUCCACUUUUUACAAAAUGGAACAUUUGGAAACCCUUGUAUGUUUCAUGACAAAUGGUUCCUACGAUUGGAAUUCCCAAGUAGAUACCUUGGGAACAGCAACUCAAGCACCACUGAAAGUCCAGGAAUAAAUACAUCAACUUAAUAAGGACAA